AGGGGAGAGUAGCGGGAAGCGGGCGCGCGUCCAUCCCGGGUGGGGAGAGGGCGAGUCCGGCUCUGCGCUGAUCCCCCCCCGGGCUUAUCCCACCGCUAGCCCCGCCCGCAGAGCCGCCGGUUCCUCGCAGCAGAGCCGCGCAGGUGUGCAGCAUCGCCUUUGCCAGUACAGCCGCGAGCCCAUGGCGGGGGUCCCGUCCCCUCCCUGCCGUCCGGAGCCAGCGGAGGCGGCUGCACGGCUCCCCCCGGCCCCGCCGCCGGUGGUCACGGAGCUGGAGAUGAGGCUUUGCAUGCGUCAUCCCCUCCGCGUCAGGAGCAUGCCUGGCACAGCAGAGAUCCUCCGCGGGCCUCUCCGCACGCUCUGCCGAGCGAGGAGCAAGGACGUCACCGGGCCUCGGCGGUGGGGGGAGGAUGGGGGCAUCCUGCCAGGAACCCCCUCGUGGGGAUCACAGCGGCACCCCACUGCUACACCCUACGGGGGUGCACAGCCACCCCACCGUCACUUGCUGGGUGUCCCCACAGUCCCCACCCAGGCGUGCAGGAUGGGGACGUGGAUACCCAGGGAUGCUGUGGGGAGAUGACAGUCCUGCCCAGGUGCGGGGGCACCCAUCUCCCCUGGGGGCAGUACCUGGAUGCCUCAUCUGCCCUUGGGGAUGGCCUGCGUGACAGGGCAUGGUCCUGCUGUGCUGGCUGAGCUCGGCACACCACCUGGGCCACCCGCUGCCUCCCUGCUUCCCUUUGGCCCCGCUCCCUGUUGGCCUCACAGUCAGCAAUACUACUGCCAUGUUGCUUGGCUCCAUGUGCCAGGAGAGGGCUGUGCUCCACGGCCCCACUCACCCCAUGGCCACAGCUAUAGGGAUGGAUAGCCCCCUGGAAGGACCCUGCAUGAGGAUGGUGGGUCUAUGCAGGUACUGGGGCAACGAGGCAGGGGCAAGUCUCACCCUACCUCGCCAUGGGGCAAGGCUGAGGCUGGAUGCUCAUCCCCACUGGCUUUUCUUCCCUUCUCUGUGAGCUCAGGGUGGGCUCCAGGGGCUCCCCUGCUCUGUUUCCUAGGCUGAAAAUGAAACCCCAGGCAGGGUGCAUCACUGCUGGCCAAGUUGCCCAGAUCUCAUCUCACUGGGGUUGGUCCCAAGCUGUUCCUGCCACCUCCUGCCCCCUUUCUGUCCCUCUCUUUGAAAGCAGAGGGUUUAUUGCUCGGAGGUGACCCUACAUCAUGCAUGGGGGAUGCUGCUUUCUGAGCUGUGGGUGGGUGACAUGUCCCAGGGGUCCGGGCUGGGGGUGCUCUGUGGGGCAGAGGCCAGGGGCUCACCUCCCCCCAUAGCAGUGGGCCCUGCCCUGCUGGGUGCAGUCACCAGAUCUGGUGGGAGUCAAUGGCGCCAGUCCCCGGGGAAGCCGUGAGCACACCCGAUAAUGGCACUCAAUUGCAUUUUCAUUUUUUAAUGGGGGAAUUAUCCGCCGAUGGUGCAGUUAAUCACUCAUCUAUCUUUCCCUGGCCUGGAAGGCGGGCUGCCAGCCAGAACCAGCACAGGCAGUCAGGGAGGGGAGGUGAAGCCUGGCUCAACCUGGCUCAGCCUGAAUACAAAUGUGUUUCAUGCAUCCACUGCCCUCUGGCCAGCACCUCAUGCUGAGAGGGAGCAGUGGGAGCCCCUCUGUGCUGCCCACUGGCACCCUAGGGGCUGCAAAAUGAGCCUGCUGCUGUUGUAAAGACAACUAACUGCUGGUUGUGCUUGGCUGGCUGGCUGCCCCUGGGGCUGUCUGUUCCUGGGGACUGUCUGUCAUCCAUUCCUAAAGGCUGUCUGUCUGUGUGGUUGUCUAGAAGCAGCAGGAUGGGCAGGAGGCUCUGGGAGACCCCCACUCACGUUCCUCAAUGGGCAGCAAGGGCAUAGGCUGCUGUUGUCCCAGGGAGUCACUGCUGCCUGGCUGGGCUGGGAGCAACGUUGGGUGCUGGCAACUCAGCCCUGCUGCCUGUAGACAACAUCCCCUGUCCUACCUGCAUACAUCAGCAUGGCAGCCAGGUGGCCCUUGGCAAGCAGAUACCCAGCCCUGAGCUACGGUGAAGAGGAGGGCAGGGAGCUGGCAGGGAGCAGCUGGCACCUCUGCCCCACACUGUGAUCCUGCUCGCCCAGACGGCGGGGCUCCCACGCCUCUCACCCUGCGGGCUGGUCAUCUCAUGGCACUUGUGCCAGGUGGCCUCUCUCACAGCUGGCAUGGCCACCACCAGGCUGGGGGAUGCUGUCCCCAUGCUGGGCCCAUGCCCAUGGCUGAGUCUGGGCCAGUGCCUGGAAGACACUUGGCUGGCUCAGUCCCUGUGCUGGCGCGGGCAGCAGCUUCGAAGGGGCUGUGGAGCAUUUGGGCACAUGCCCAGAUGAAGCUGCUGGCUGCAGGCAGCGGGACUGGGGUACACCGUGCCACCCCUGGGCACAGGAGGGGAGCAGCACCAAGAGAUGUGCGUGCAUGUGCGCUGGUGGGCAUGCGCUGCACGUGCCCACCUACACCCGUGCACGGCUGUGUGCGUGGGGUGUGUGCCUGUAGGUACCCUGGGGGCGUGCAGCUGGGGGUGUGCAUCAGACUGUGCUGUGGAUAACGCUUUCUUCUCUCUUCCUUUGCAGAAAACCGGCCACUCGCGGCGCUUCGGUCGCUUCACGCAUGUUUUCCGCUCCUGCAGGAAGCAAAGCUACGACUCGGAGACCGGCGAGGAUGAGCCCAGCGACCCCCAGGUGACGCAGCGCAGCGAGCUGCAGGAUGAGACGGCCUUCAGCACCCCCACGGGUGGCUCCGACACCCUGGUGGACGCCUCCAUGAACACGACGCCAACCUCGGUGCUGGCCCUGUCUCAGGCGGAGGAGCGCUCCAGCUGGUCGGGCAGCCAGCAGACUGUGGUGGAGAAGGAGCCGGAUGCCAACUUCCCCGUGCGGGGACCCUACCUCCGCCCUAGUGCCUGGCAGCCGCAGGGAACUCCAAGGCAAGCAAACGCGCCGUCCCCACGUGGCACCGAGGUCCGGCACCUGGGCGUGGAGCCGCUGGUGCGGGCAUCACGGGCUAAUCUGGUGGGCACAAGCUGGGGGUCGGAGGAUAGCCUUUCAGUGGCCAGCGACCCCUACGGCAGCGCCUUCAGCCUGUACCGAGGACGGGCGCUCUCGCUCCAUGUCAGCAUCCCCCAGGGGGGGUACCGACGAGACGACCCCCACAGCGGUCCUGUCUCCCCAAAGCCAGGCGCUGAGCCUCCGCACUCACCUGCUGCCCUGCCGCUGACCGCCAAGCCGCCCAUCAUCCGCUCGCCAUCUCCAAGAGCUGGCCUGUGCCCCCCCACGCCCUCCGGAGCCACCUCGCAGCCCUCUGCCCGCCUCCCCUCCGCCUCCUGCACUCCCGUGACCCCCCGCAGGACGUCCUCGGUGCCGGCCGACUAUCAGGACAUUGUCCCCGAGGAGUACGAGGAGAAGAUCAAGAAGCCCAAGUCUCACUCACAGGGCAGCACGCAGGACUCCCGGCCCGCCACCCCCAUGAGUGACGCAUCGGGCCGCAUCUCGGUGCGGGCAUCGCCCAAGCUGGUGCGCGCCGGCUCCAGGAUCUUUGAGCGGCUGCAGUACUUUGAGGAGCGCCGCGGGAGCCUGGAGCAGGCAGACAGCCCAUUCCCCGCACGGCCAUGGCUGCCCCUGCGCAAGACACGCUCCUUCGACCAGCCCGGCUGGGAGCGGCGGGUGGGCACGCUGGGGGGCUGGCGGGAUGGAGAAGGCAGCGCUGCCAGCCGUCGCCAAGCCUUCCGCCAGAAGGCAGCCUCCUUUGAUGAGCGGGGCAAGUUCGCUGGGCGAGUGCAGGACAUCGAGCACAAGUUCUCGGAGGAGCUGAGCCGCAUCAAGAGGACCGUGUCCAAGCAGCAGCUGCGGCGCUCGCAGGAGCUGGGCAAGGCUGAACCACAGCCACCCGCUGAGCCCCCCACCGCCCGCACCCCGCGCAGCUCAGCCUUGCCACGUAAGGUGCAGCCAGCCAAGGCCUCGGCUCCGGCCGACGGCACGCACGUCAUCCAGCACCUGGCUCUAUCCAGCGUGGCACUGGUGGGACCCAACGGGGAGCCAGAGCCGGGGGGACAGCGGGCACGGAGAGGCCUGGCACGGGGUGGCAUAGUGGAGGAGUCAAGGAAGGCUGUGCAGCAAGAUGGUGGUGGGGAAGUGAGGAAGAAGGAGCAGUGGCUGUUGGCACAGACCACCCCACGGGGUCGUGCCGCUGAAAGGACUUCGUGCCCGGAUGGAAGUCCUGUGGCUGCAACCAGGGCCCCCGGGGUGGCGAGUGAAGGGCUGGCUGCCAGGCUGGCCGUGCCCCACGGGCUGUACCGCAGGCCGGAGGUGUCUGCGGAGGUGCGGUUCCUGCCUUGGGCAAAGCCGGGCAUGGAGCAGGAGGCCCGGCUGGAGAGGAGCUGGGCAGGGCAGCACAGCACAGGGAAGGAGGUGGAAAGAAGGCAGGCGAAAGUGGUGGAGAAGAAAGAGAGCAUUCGGACGGCUCAGGAAGGCAGAGGCACGCGGAGCAAGGGGAAGGGGCGCCGGGCCCGGCCCACCUCUCCAGAGCUAGAGUCCUCUGAUGAUUCCUACGUCUCGGCGGGUGAAGAUCCCCUGGAAGCGCCCAUCUUUGAGAUCCCCAUCCAGGACACAGCGGUGGCUGUGGGAUCAGAGGUGCUGCUCAAGUGCAUUGUCACAGCCAACCCGCAGCCAGAAGUGUCCUGGAGGAAGGACGGGGUGCCGCUGAGGAGCAGCACGGCGCGGCCCAUCAAGGCGGAGGGCGAGCGGCACACCUUGCUGGUCAGGAGCGCCCGGGUGGCCGACGCCGGCCUCUACACGGUGACGGCGGCCAACGAGGUGGGAGCCACCUGCUGCAGCGCCAUCCUCAGCGUGCGGCCCGCCCCCGCCGUGGAGCGGCAUGGGAACCUGGCCCCCCCUCUGGGCCAGGUCAGCCCCAUCACCUCAGACGAGGAGUACCUGAGCCCACUGGAAGAGUUCCCCGAGUCCGGAACCCCGCAGCACAGACCAGCCAUGAAACUGCAGCCCAGAGCGGAGCAUGGAGCUGCCCACAGCUCUUCGGAGAGCAGCUUCAAGGCUGCACCCACCUUUGAGGUGGCCCUAUUGGACCAGUCGGUGCUGGAGGGACAAGAUGUCAGCAUGAGUGUCCGCGUCCGUGGAGAGCCCAAGCCCAUCAUUUACUGGCUGCGGAACCGGCAGCCCGUGAAGUACGGCCGCCGUCACCAUGCAGAGGAGACAGAGGGGGCCCGGGGUCUGUACACACUGCACAUCCUGGCAGCUGAGCGCACUGACACCGGCUUCUACACCUGCAAGGCUGUCAACGAGUAUGGCACCAAGCAGUGCGAGGCCAAACUGGAGGUCAGAGCUCGGCCCGAGUGCCAGUCCCUGGCUGUGGUGGUUCCCCUGCAGGACGUGGUGGUCGGGGCGGGGGAGCUGGCACUCUUUGAGUGCCUGGUGGCUGGCCCGCCAGACAUGGAUGUGGACUGGCUGUCACGAGGCCGGCUGCUCCAACCCGCCCUGCUCAAAUGCAAGAUGCAUUUUGAUGGGCGCAAGUGCAAGCUGCUGCUCACCUCCGUGCAUGAGGACGACAGCGGCAUCUACACCUGCAAGCUCAGCACGGCCAAGGAUGAGUUGACCUGCAGUGCCCGGCUGACAGUGAAACCCUCUGUGCAGCCGCUCUUCACCCGCAAACUGGAGGAUGUGGACGUGGUGGAAGGACGGACGGCACGCUUUGACUGCAUGGUCAGCGGGACCCCUGCACCGACGGUCACCUGGAGCCACUUUGGCCAGAUGGUGCAGGAAGGGGAGAACGUGCGCAUCCAGCGGGACGGGGGGCUGCACUCACUGGUCAUCGUGCAUGUGAGCAGUGAGGAUGAGGGGCAGUACAUGGUGUCUGCUAGGAACACCCAUGGCCACGUGGAGUGCUCUGCCGAGCUCUAUGUGGAGGAGCCACGGCCAUCCGCUGCCUCCCAGAUCUCCAAGCUGGAGAAGAUGCCAUCCAUCCCAGAGGAACCAGAACAGGCGGAGACCGAGGCAGAGUGCUUCACCAUGCCUGACUUCCUGAAGCCACUGCACAACCUGGAGGUGGUGGAGUCCAAGGAGGCGGUGCUGGAAUGCCAGGUGGCUGGGAUGCCCUACCCAUCCAUCACCUGGUUUCACAAUGGCUCACGCAUUGACAGCACCGACGAUCGCAAGAUGAUGCAAUAUAAGGACGUGCAUCGCUUGGUGUUCAGAGCCGUCAGCCACACGCAUGCUGGCGUCUAUAAAAGUGUUAUUGCCAACAAAGUAGGGAAGGCCACAUGCUAUGCACACCUCUAUGUCACAGAUGUGGUGCCAACCCCCCCGGAUGGGCCCCCCACAGUGGCCUCGGUGACUGGCAGAGCCAUCACGCUGACGUGGAACAAGCCCAGGUGGCUGGACACGGCCAUAGACCCCAGCUCGGUGACCUACGUGGUACAAAUGCAAGUGCUGGGCAUGACACAGUGGAUGGUGUUGGUGUCUGGCCUGCGGGACACUACCUACACAGUGCAUGGGCUCACCAAGGGGGCCCAGUACCUCUUCCGUGUCAUCACUGCAACCCCCAAGACCAACAGCAAGCCCUCCCCACUGGUGGGGCCUGUGAAGCUCCUGGAUCGGGGUCCCUAUCUGGAUGAGGCUCCAGUCAUCCUGGACAAGCCUGAUGUAGUGUACGUGGUGGAGGGCCAACCAGCCUCCAUCACCAUCACCAUCAACCACGUGGAGGCCACCGUCACCUGGAAGAGGGGCGGGCAGGUGCUGGGGGAGCAGGAGGGCACGUGCGAGGUGACGAUGCCGGAUGAUGACCAGCACUGCCUGCGGCUGCUGCGCGUGGGUCGGGGGGCUGCAGGGCCGCUGGCCUGCGAGGUGAGCAACCGCCACGGCACUGCCCGCUGCACCCUCCGCCUCCACCUCGCAGAGGCACCGCGCUUUGAGUCCAUCAUGGAGGACAUUGAUGCCCAGGAAGGGGAGACACCCCGCUUUGCCGUGGUGGUGGAGGGCAAACCGCUGCCGGACAUCAUGUGGUACAAGGAUGGGGAACUUCUGGAGGAGAGCAGCCACCUGAGCUUUGUUUAUGAGGACAACGAGUGCUCCCUGGUGGUGCUGGGUGCUGCUGAGCCCGACAGUGGGGUGUACACCUGCACGGCCAGAAACCUGGCGGGAGAGGUCUCCUGCAAGGCUGAGCUGGUGGUGCACGCAGCCCAGCCUGCAGCCGAUGCCACCAUGGAGGAAGAUGCGCUGCACAAGGCACGACGCCUGACUGACUACUAUGAUGUACACGAGGAGAUCGGGAGGGGGGCUUUCUCCUACCUGCGGAGAGUGACAGAGAAGAGCAGCCGCCUGGACUUUGCUGCCAAGUUCGUCCCUGGCAGGACCAAGGCCAAGCAGUCAGCACGCCGGGAGCUGCACAUCCUCUCACAGCUUGACCAUGAGCGCAUCGUCUUCUUUCACGACGCCUUUGAGAAGAAGAAUGCAGUCAUCAUGGUGAUGGAGCUCUGUGCUGAGGAUGAGCUGCUGGACAGGAUGGCGAGGAAGCCCUCAGUGUGCGAGUCUGAGGUCCGCUCCUACAUGCGGCAGAUCCUGGAAGGGAUCUGCUACCUUCACCAGCACCAAGUCCUGCACCUGGACAUCAAACCAGAAAACCUCCUGAUGGCAGAUUCAAGCAGUGAGCAGGUCCGGAUCUGCGACUUCGGCAACGCGCAGGAGCUGACGCCUGAUGAGCCGCAGUACUGCAAGUACGGCACCCCCGAGUUUGUGGGGCCCGAGAUCGUCAACCAGAGCCCCGUCUCCAGUGUGACCGAUGUCUGGCCUGUGGGGGUCAUCGCCUACCUGUGCCUCACUGGGAUUUCCCCCUUUGUGGGUGAGAACGACAAGACGACGCUGAUGAACAUCCGCAACUACAACGUGGCUUUUGAGGAAAGGAUGUUCCAGGGGCUCACUCGGGAGGCCAAGGGCUUCGUCAUCAAAGUGCUGGUCAAUGACAGGCUGAGACCCAAUGCGGAGCAGACUCUGGAGCACCCCUGGUUCAAGACACUGGCAAAGGGGAAGGUCAUCAGCACCGACCACCUGAAGCUCUUCCUCUCCCGUCGGAAAUGGCAGCGCUCACAGAUCAGCUACAAGUGCAACAUGGUGCUGCGGCCGAUCCCAGAGCUGCUGGAGGACACCUCCAACCACCUCUCCAUCGCUGUGCCUCGACACCUCAAGGAGUCUCCAGCCCUCUCGUCCUCCUCAGACUCGGAUGACCUGGACGAACUGCCCUUCAUCCCCAUGCCGCACCAGGUGGAGUUCUCUGGCUCCCGCAUGUCCCUCAAUGAGAUCCCCACGGAUGACGAGAUGCCAGGGCCAGCUGAGGGCCUGCGGCAGGAGGUGGCUGUGCCAGGGGACGGCUCCGCCAUGGAGUGGCAGAGCGAGGCCACAGGAAAGGCUGUAGUAGCCCUGGGGAAGAGGCCGAGGGCCCCAGGGCCGCGGCGGCAGUGUGCAGAAGUGGAGGCACCCAGCUCCUCCGAUGAGGAGGCCCCCGAGGCCCAGAAGCGGCUCGAGUAUCCCCGCAAAGCCAUGAGGAAGGGCUCCAGCCUGGAGUCCCCGGAGAGCACCCGGCGGGGUGAGCUGAAGCGGGGCAGCUCGGCUGACAGUGCCCUGCUGAGCCGGCCCCCAGGCCUUGAAGAGGGGGCUGAGGUGGGCCGGGAGCCUCGACGUGCCCUGGCCAAGGCAGCCUCCAUGGAGCUGCCGCGGCGUCGGGGAGUCGAGGACGAGCAUGCCCAGCGCCUGGAGCUGAUGCGGCAGCGCCUGCUGCGGGGCAGCACCACCGAUGGCAAGGUCAGUGGCCUGCGGGGUCCGCUCCUGGAGACGCUAGGGGUCGGCCCCAGCAAGAAGGGGCAGUGGCCGCCCCGCAUGGAGCAGCUGGCACCCUCAGUGCCACGGCUGGUGCGGGCAGCGUCCAGCGAGGCCGCCUCUCCCCACCUGAUGCCCCCUGAGCGCGUUCUGCAGAAGAGCAGCUCCUUCAGCCAUGGUGAUGCUGAGCCUGUUGUCCGGCACCGCCGCUCCGGUGCACCCCUGGAGAUCCCAAUGGCCCACACUGAGGCUCAGAGGCUCAAGGAGUUCCCAUCACUCUCAGCACUCACCGAGGCACGGCCCCAGGUGCCGGAGGCCAUUGUACCACAGCCCCCUGUGGCCAAGGCUGCCCAGGAGAGGAAGCCCAGCCCAGAGGAGCGGGUCCAGCCUCAGGCCCGAGCCAGCACUGUGGGGAAGAAGCCAAUGGAGGAGAAGGUGCCCACCAAGGCUGAAGCCACUAGAGCCACAGGGACGCCUGGGGUAGGGGCUGCCAGGCCCAGAACAGCCACCCCGCAGCAGCCUUUGGCCCCUGGGGCUCGCACCACUAAGUCCUCCUACGCGGAGGUGAUGCAGGCGAUGGGAGCCACGUGGCAGGGGGAGCCGGCCACCAAGGAAGCACCCCAGCCCGCUGCCCCUGCUGAGCCCCCUGCACCGGCACCAGCACCAGAGGAGAAGAAGGAAGCACAGCCCACCGGCUCAUCCAGCUCCCUGCUCAUCCAGGACAUUGACUCCGAGGAGGUCUUCGAGGCCAAAUUCAAGCGGAGCCGCGAGUCAUCCCUCAGCCGUGGGCUGAAGCUCCUGACUCGCUCCCGCUCUGAGGACCGGCACUUGGCCAGCCCGUCGGCCCGCGACGACGGCAUUUACCGGCCCACACCGGCCGGCGUGCCCCUGGAGCUGCGCCGGAGCCAGCCCGCCGGCUUGGAGAAGUCCAAGUCAGUGCAGGACCUGCACGAGGUGGAGAAGGACAGCGGCUUCCUCCGCAGGAUGUCUGUGCUCCUCAAGCGCACUCCACCCCCCGAGAGGAGGAAGAGCAAAGGGGAGGAAGGUGGCGGUGACACUCCGACCCGCGGGCGCCGCUUCUCCUGGAGCCUGGGCUUGGGCAGCUCCAAGGAGCGCAGGGACUCGGAGAGCCUCAAGUCGGAGCCGGGGGGUGGCGGGGAGUCGCCGGUAGUAGCGGUGCGGCGGAAGAUCAGCGCCACUAUGGAGCGGGUGUCCUCGCGGCUCCGCAGCCUGUCGGACGAGCGGCCCGAGGACGAGGGGCCGGGGGAGCUGGGUCAGCAGCGGCCGUCCCUGCUGCGCCGCUCCAUCUCGGAGGGGGACAGCCUGAGACGGGUGGGCGUCGUGGCGCAGGACCAGGUGGGACCACCGCCGGCACCGGCACCGUCCUCCGAGUCCCUGCGCUCGGAGGGCAGCACCCGCUCCACCGCCUCUGCCAAAGGUGAGGGACAGAAGCGAUCGCGCUGGGAGCGCUGGGGGCUCUCCCGAACGAAGAAGGAGAAGAUGUCCUCACAGCCCAGCAUCCCCUCCAGCCUGCUGCGGGAGGAUGGCUCUGCAGCUGGGCGGCAGCAUGCACCCAGCGAGUCAGAUUUCCCCCCUAUUUUUCACAUCAAGCUGAAGGACCAGGUGCUCCUGGAGGGUGAUGCUCUGACCCUUUGCUGCCUGCCCGCCGGCUGCCCAACCCCCAGAAUUGUCUGGAUGAAAGAUAAGCGGUCACUGCAGCCGGACAAUGUGCUGAACAUCAUCUCUUGCAAGGACGGCCGCCAGAUGCUCACCAUCUCCAAGGUCUCCAGGAAGGAUGCGGGGCUAUAUGAGUGUGCAGCCGCCAACACCCUGGGCACAGCCAUCAGCUCCUGCACACUGGCUGUGGCACGGCUCCCUGGGCGGCCAGGCACCCCAGAGAUCGCUCAGAAGUACAAGAACACGGUGCUGGUGCUGUGGAAGCCCGCAGAGAGCAAAGCCCCCUGCACCUACACGCUGGAGCACAGGCUAGAGGGGGAACACGAGUGGAAGUUGGUCAGCACGGGUAUCACUGACUGCUACUUCAACGUGACAGAGCUGCCCCCUGGCAGCGCUGCCAAGUUCCGAGUGGCCUGUGUCAAUAAGGCUGGGCAGGGGCCUUACAGCACCGUAUCAGGCAAAGUGCACCUGGAAGGAACAGACUCCCGUGCUGCUCCAGCCAAGAACACUGCUGUCCCCGUCCCCGACAAGGCGGCUUCCAGCCGGUCAACCCAGACACCCCAGGCACAGUUGGAGCCCCCGGCCCCAGCGCUGCCCCCAACCACACCGCCCCGCAAGCACAAGGCAGUGCUGCAGAAGCCUGAGCAGCCACUGCAGCCAGGUGUCCCUGAGGGGGCACAGCCAGACCCCAAGCUCCCACCCAACAUCACUGUCUGUGAGCCCCCAGAGCUGGUGUUCACUGCCCCUCAGACUGCUGCCAUGCCCCACACAGGCACCACUGCUGCUCCCACGGACACAUCUGCUCCCACCUCGCCCACACGGGUGUCCCCCCAACCUCGGGCACCCUCUCCAUCCAAACCUUCCCCUGCCCCCUCGGCAUCCACCGCCCCCAACACUGCACCCACCAGGAAGAUGCCCCCCUACAUGGUCACGUCCUUCGUCUCUAUGCCGCCCACCUCGUCCCCUGCCCAGGAGGUGCCUGCCUCAACCCCGUCUUCCAAGGAGCCCUCGCGUGACAGCAGGGCUCCAGAUGGCACAGCACUGCGGCAGGGUGUCCCACAGAAGCCAUACACCUUCCUGGAUGAGAAAGCGAGGGGCCGCUUUGGGGUAAUUCGGCUGUGCAAGGAGAACGCCACAGGAAAGCUCUUCAUGGCCAAGAUUGUGCCCUAUGAGGCAGAGAGGAAGCAGAGUGUGCUGCAGGAGUACGAGAUCCUGAAGGCGCUGCACCACGAGCGGAUCAUGGCCCUACACGAGGCGUACAUCACCCCUCGCUACUUGGUGCUCAUCUGUGAGAACUGUGCCGGCAAGGAAAUCCUCUACAGCAUCGUGGACAGGUUUCGCUACUCAGAGGACGACGUGGUGAGCUACGUCCUGCAGCUGCUGCAGGGCCUCGAGUACCUGCAUGGCCGCCGUAUUGUGCACCUUGACAUCAAGCCUGACAAUGUUGUGGUCUCGGGCACAAACGCUCUCAAGAUCAUUGAUUUUGGCAGUGCCCAGACCUACAACCCCCUGGUGCUGCGGCAGCUGGGGCGACGUGUGGGCACACUGGAGUACAUGUCACCAGAAGUGGUGAAAGGCGACCCGGUGGGCUCCGCUGCGGAUGUUUGGGGUGUUGGUGUCCUCACCUACAUCAUGCUGAGCGGACGGUCGCCAUUCUUUGAACUGGACCCCAUUGAGACAGAGAACCGCAUCCUGGCAGGGCGCUUUGAUGCCUUCAAGCUGUACCCCAACGUCUCGCAGAGCGCCGCCCUCUUCAUCCGCAAGGUCCUCACCGUCCACCCCUGGAGCCGCCCCACCGUGAAGGACUGCUUCGCCAACACCUGGCUCCAGGACGCCUACCUGAUGAAGCUGCGCCGCCAGACUCUCACCUUCACCACCAACCGCCUCAAGGAGUUCCUGGUGGAGCAUCAGCGGCGCCGCGGUGAGGCUGUCACCAAGCACAAGGUCUUACUCCGCUCCUACCAGGGCGGCCAGCCACCGGGGCCGCAGUAACCGUGAGGGGUGAGGAGCCAGAGGAACAUUCCAGGGGCCGCGGGACAGGGCGGCCGAGGAGCCGGGAUGAGCCCACGGACCCCACCUGCCAGGGAUGGCGGCAGGGCAGCACAGGGAGAGAGACGAGCGGAGUCUUUCAGUGCAGUCAAAGGAGAGCUAAUGGAAAAUGGGGCCCCAGCCGGGGUCAGGCGGAGAUGCUGGGAUGGAUGGAGAAUGUGGCAGAGGGUUGGGGGAAGAAUGCGAUGGGGACGGGACGGGGGUGGAGAUGGGGGUGUGGAAGAUCUGCCAGCAUGCCGGCCAGCCUGGGCCACGCGGUCAGUGGGGGACUGGCCCCAAAACGUGGCUGCCCCUGCAGCACCCAGCCCAGCCACGUGCCUUACCCGCAGCCCGUGGCUCCCACUGUCAUGACACUGGGGGGGGAUGACAUGACAUGACUGGGGAUGCCCACGGUCAGCGUGCUUUGCACGGGAGUGCUGAACACAGAGGCUGCUCCGCUGUGCUGCGCAGAGGGGCCGGCAGCACGGCUCUGCUCCUGCUCCAUAGGGCUGCAGCCCGGGCCCCACACCGGUGCCUUCCCCGGGCUACGCACGCUCUGCAGCUGCUCAGGCCCACGCUGCUCGUGCUCCUGGGGGCACCCCGAGCAGGAAGAGCCGCUUGUAGCCACCAGGACCCAGAUCGCUCCCCGCGGCCCCCGCCAUCCCACGUGCAACCCAUGUGCCUUGCCGACCCACACGCUCCACGCACAGCACGCCCCCGCACACACGCGCGGACCCCAUCGCCUCCCCUGGGCAGCACGGGGCAACUGCAGCGACUGGACUUAUGGACCGCGGGGAGAAGCGCCGCCCCUGCUCCGUGCCCCCACCUCCCUGCCAGGCCCCAGAGCGGCUGCUGUCCCUGCGGGCUGAAGCAGCACCGUGCAGAGCAGCAAUAAAAGCCCUGAGCAGCC
Molecule: messenger RNA, 13469 nt
Organism: Coturnix japonica (Japanese quail)
Lineage: Eukaryota; Metazoa; Chordata; Aves; Galliformes; Phasianidae
Gene: SPEG
Product: striated muscle enriched protein kinase
Biological process (GO): protein phosphorylation
Molecular function (GO): protein kinase activity; ATP binding; protein binding
Source: RefSeq, a predicted model, not a curated record